Messenger RNA from Orbilia oligospora ATCC 24927, 240 nucleotides. RefSeq lists its product as uncharacterized. The coding region runs from base 1 to 240 and encodes 79 amino acids. NCBI's taxonomy places the organism in Eukaryota, Fungi, Ascomycota, Orbiliomycetes, Orbiliales, Orbiliaceae. The transcript has 3 exons. The record is from RefSeq and is a predicted model, not a curated record.
AUGGGUAUCUUCGAGAAGCUCUCUCAGAAGAUCGAGCUCUUCAAGCUCGAACAACGCUAUACCAAGCGUUCUCGCCGUACAACAUUCAUCUGCGACGCAUACUACAUCGACGGAGAAUACAUCUACGGCCCAUCGAUGACGCAAAAGAAUCCCAACGUCAGUGUCCAACAAAUGCACGGCAGCGUCAGCAGUGGCAGUACAAAGAAGGAUAGAAGGAAGAGUGUCUUCGGAGCCUAUUAA